ACCUGCGCGUGAAGCAUGACGGGCGACGGUGAGACGGCCGGUGAUGAGGGGGACCAGGACCGGAACGGGGACCGAGACGAGACCCGGACGCCCUUCAUCAUCGGUGUGGCCGGUGGGACAGCCAGCGGCAAGUCAUCGGUGUGCAACAAGAUCAUGGAGCUGCUGGGUCAGAAUGAGAUCGACCACCACCAGCGCCAAGUGGUCAUCCUCAGUCAGGACAGCUUCUACAAGGUCCUGACCCCAGACCAGAAGGCCAAGGCACUCAGGGGUCAGUACAACUUCGACCACCCAGGAGUGAAGCCACAGUCCCGGUGUACCCUGCUGAUGUGGUGCUGUUUGAGGGUAUUCUAAUGUUCUACUGUCUGGAGAUUCGAGACCUUUUCCAAAUGAAACUGUUUGUGGACACGGAUGCUGACACCCGGCUGUCACGUCGAGUGCUGCGGGACAUCAGCGAACGUGGCCGGGACUUGGAGAGCGUUUUGGCUCAGUACAUCACGUUUGUCAAGCCUGCGUUUGAGGAGUUCUGCCUGCCAACCAAGAAAUACGCAGACGUGAUAAUACCCCGAGGAGUGGAUAAUAUCAUUGCUAUAAACCUGAUUGUUCAGCACAUCCAAGACAUUCUGAACGGUGGUCUCACCAAGCGGCCCAACGGGUGGUUCGGUGGUUACGGAACAGAGAAACAGCAGAACGUGGAGUCGAACAGCCGGCACCACUGAUCCCGGAGCUCCGCCUCAGAUGAAGGAAAGGUUGACCUCUGCUGGCCUCACUUUGUUUUUCUCCUGGACUGAAGAAACCCACACAACCAGAGACUUAGUGGAGCUCACACUCUGAGAGGUUUUUCCUCUCCAGGAACACAAAGGUGCUCACUUUUUAUUUCCUUUGAAGACAAAACUACUUGUCUUUACUACAAGAAUGAGAAACUACAGAAAGGUUGUUUCAGAUUCAGAACAUUUAUUAAUUGCUGUGUAGUGACAGUUUAAUAAAGGGACCAUUUUAUUUUCUGUUUAUAUA
Molecule: messenger RNA, 1011 nt
Organism: Austrofundulus limnaeus
Lineage: Eukaryota; Metazoa; Chordata; Actinopteri; Cyprinodontiformes; Rivulidae
Gene: uck2a
Product: uridine-cytidine kinase 2a
Molecular function (GO): ATP binding; kinase activity
Source: RefSeq, a predicted model, not a curated record